Messenger RNA from Symbiodinium sp. CCMP2592, 1602 nucleotides. Lineage: Eukaryota; Dinophyceae; Suessiales; Symbiodiniaceae. The record is from the annotation of a GenBank genome assembly.
AUGCAGGCCACGGGUUGUCCCGUCACCGUUCAGCCACAGAUCCAUUUUGCAUCCUGGCGCUCCGGAGCCAGGCACAUGCCUCUUUUGGGUAUGAUUGACUUGAAGGCCUGGUGUCGCUUCCGGGAUCGUACUCCAGCCAAGCUUGCCAUUGAUCAGGAUGCUUUGUGCCGGGCCUGUCGCCCUGGCCCUGAGCUUGAGAUACUUCGUCAGGCCUUUGCUGCCAAGCAACACCUUUUUACAGCUGAUUUGCUACCCUCCCAAGCGGAGGCUGAGCUCCGCAACAUCUGUGUCAAGGCAUUUCCUUUGCAGCGACAUAAAACCAUUGCUCUGCAGUGGCAAAACCCGGAGGUUGGUCAGGAUUUGUCUCUCACUUGGCAACUGCGUCGCAGCCUUAAGCAGCAGGCCGCCUUUUGGCCGCAUCUGUCGUCUACGUUCAGAGCAUGGAGGUUGCAUGUACAGCUAAGCCGACGAGUCAAAGAACUGAAACGCAACAGCCGUCGUAGGCGACGCGAACAUUGGCAAGCACAGCUUUCGGAGGCGGAGCAGGCCAGCAAGGCUGGCAACCCGCUGAAAUUCUUUCAAGUUGUGCAGAGGCUGGCACCCAAGCGAGCACAUGCACGAGUUCAGAUCCGUGAUCCCAAAGGUCAGAUCCUCACUCCAGCCUUGGAAGACAAAGCCCUUGCAGAAUACUGGCAAGGUAUCUACUCCAGCACCAGUCUGCCCUAUCAGGCUGUUUGUCUUCGUGAGCCGCUACUUGUUACCCGGCAAGAGCUCCAUGAUGCUCUCCGAGGCCUCAAACAACGAAAGGCUGUUGCCAAAGAUUUGGCUCCGGCUGCAGUCUGGAAGGCCCUUGCCUCUCCUCUGUCUUGCUAUCUGAAUGCCGUGCUGAGCAAGAUCUGGCAGCCUGGUCCGCUUCACAUUCCCGCUGAUCUGCGCCCAAUUGCCCUCCAAUCGGCGGCGGCAAAGGCAGUCCUGACAGUCUUUAAGCAACGCUUGCAGCCCAGCUUCUUGGAGGCUAUGCGCACCCUCCCUCAGUAUGCCUACGUGAUGGGAAGAUCCACUCACGAGGCUAUCUCGCGGGUAGCUGCACAUUGCAAGGAAGUCCGUGACUUGCUCAGGUCUCAAAGCUUGACGGUUUUCGAUCGAUUUGAAGGUGCAUGUUACAACCCGUGUAUCGGUGGGGCCCAACUUGGGCUCGAUCUGUCGAAAGCUUUCGACCUCUUGCCUCGCAGGACCUUGCAGCUCUUGCUGCAAGACACAGACCUUUCUCUUGAAGAACAGCAGGUUCUACUUGAAUGGCAUCAGGCCGGCAAGUAUAGGAUCCAUAGCAAGGGCAACGAGCAUCCGGUCUUUGUUCGGCUCGAAUGUGGGGUUAGGCAGGGAUGCGUGUUGUCUCCUUUCUUGUGGGGGUUGUUCACGAAGCACAUUCAAAAUCGCCUUGAUGAGGCCAACGGCCCAGGAUGGACAGCCCGGCGUGGCACUUUCUUUGCGGAUGAUAUGCAUUUUAAAUGGGUUUUCCGCACGGAGGCUGAAUUGCAUAGCAUCCGUCUUGAGGUGAAGAGCAGCUUGAACGACGCACACGAACGUAUUUGGCUCAAGUAA